This is a messenger RNA of Chaetomium fimeti, 1116 nucleotides long. RefSeq lists its product as uncharacterized. Gene Ontology annotation, molecular function: electron transfer activity. Gene Ontology annotation, cellular component: mitochondrion. NCBI's taxonomy places the organism in Eukaryota, Fungi, Ascomycota, Sordariomycetes, Sordariales, Chaetomiaceae. The transcript is spliced from 3 exons. Bases 93 to 869 code for a protein of 258 amino acids. The record is from RefSeq and is a predicted model, not a curated record. Gene Ontology annotation, biological process: amino acid catabolic process; fatty acid beta-oxidation using acyl-CoA dehydrogenase.
GGCCAAGGCAAAGCGAUCGUCAUGGGCCGCAUUCAACGCUUCAAGUUCCCUUCUCCCUCCUCAGCCCGCCAUUGAACGCCAAAACGCUCGCCAUGUCAGCGCUACGGAUAUUGGUCCCCAUUAAGCGGGUAAUUGACUAUGCGGUCAAGCCGCGCGUCAACAAGGCGCAAACCGGCGUCGAGACGGCCGGUGUCAAGCACAGCAUGAACCCCUUCGACGAGCUCUCGGUCGAGGAGAGCGUGCGCAUCCGCGAGAAGUCCCGGGCCCCCGGCGGCGUCGAAGACAUCUGCGUCCUCAGCGCCGGGCCCCCGAAGGCCCAGGAUGUGCUGCGCACCGCCAUGGCCAUGGGCGCCGACCGGGCCAUCCACGUCGACGUGAAGGAGGGCCAGGACCUCGAGCCCCUGGCCGUUGCCAAGCUGCUCAAGGCGGCCACCGAGCAGCAGAAGAGCAAUCUCGUCAUCCUCGGCAAGCAGAGCAUCGACGACGACGCCAACCAGACGGGCCAGAUGCUGGCCGGCCUUUUGGGGUGGCCGCAGGCUACGCAGGCGAGCAAGGUUGAGUUUGGCGAGGGAGAUGCGGUUAGCGUCACGCGUGAAGUGGACGGCGGCGUUGAGACGGUGCGCGCGAAGCUGCCGAUGAUCAUCACGACGGAUCUGCGCCUCAACGAGCCGCGCUAUGCGAGCCUACCGAAUAUCAUGAAGGCGAAGAAGAAGCCGCUGGAGAAGAAGACGCUGGCCGACUUUGGCAUUUCGGCGGAGAAGAGGCUCAAGGUGCUCAAGGUUACGGAGCCACCUGCGAGGCAAGGCGGCGGCAAGGUGGAGGACGUGGACGGUCUCAUUUCCAAGCUCAAGGAGCUCGGUGCUAUCUAGAGGACCGGACGGGACCCUGUAUAUAUUACCGACUGUCUCGCGCAAUAGAGCCAACGGCAGGUUGUACUAUCCACGACAUGGGAAGAUGCAAUAUGCGCAGCCUCCGAGCCUCGAUUCUGAGGACUGAUGCAAGCCCAUUCAAUGGGGGCAAUGUCUACCUACGCAGUACAUACCUGGAGAGGUUACACAGGUUACACGACCCCGCGAUUUGGCCUCUGACGUCUGCCAGCCCCGGAUGGUUGUUUCC